Molecule: messenger RNA, 618 nt
Organism: Cajanus cajan (pigeon pea)
Lineage: Eukaryota; Viridiplantae; Streptophyta; Magnoliopsida; Fabales; Fabaceae
Source: RefSeq, a predicted model, not a curated record
AUGCGUGUGUUGUGGAAUGGAGAAAUGCUUGAGGAGUUCAAGCCUGAGAGAGGAAUCAGACAAGGAGAUCCAAUCUCACCAUACCUGUUUGUCCUUUGUAUCGAGCGACUUUUUCACCUUAUUCAAGUUGUAGUUGAGACUAAGCUUUGGAAGCCAACUCAGAUUGCGCGGCGAGCCCCUAAGCUUUCUCACCUGGCCUUUGCAGAUAAUCUCCUAUUGUUUGCAGAAGCUAGCGAGGAGCAAGUAGAUGUUAUCAUACAGGUUCUUGAGCUUUUUUGUAAAAGUUCUGGGCAGAAGGGAUUUCUUAGAAUAUUGGAGAUGGGCAUUUGGUUUCAUUUUGGAAUGAUAACUGGAUCCCAGGCUAUGUAUAGGAAUAGGGUCACCUUUCAGGGCUCUUCUUCUCAUCCUCAUGAACUAGUCUCUCGAAUUCUUGCCCAAGUGAAUAUCUUACAGGAUAGUAUACCCUUGUUUAGAUGUCAAACCAUUGCAACAACUAAUAAGAGGAUCAACAGCUACUGCUUGGAACAGGGGAUUUACAAAAUUGGUGGUGGAAUCAGAUUUCCUGCUAGCUAUUGGUCUUCUCCGGAACGGGUGCUCUUCGCGCCACCCAUGUUUUAG